CAGUAUCAUUCCGGGUCUUUCGUGCCAGUUACAAUGUCUAAUACAGCCGUGUCGACAAAUACAGGUCUGAUGGAUCAGAAUACGCACAUUUUGCCUAGCAGUGGGUUUAGUCAAGAUGCCCUCAGCUCAAACACUUCUUCUUACGCUUCCGAGCAAGCCGUCCAUGAAAAUUCUGUUGCCUUGUUGAGGCCGAAUAUACUUGGUUCUACUCCUUUAAGCCAUGCCUAUGUCCCGGAAGAAGUUCACGCAGAAGGUCCUUUCAGGGAGGAGCAUAGAGGAGAGGAACCUCGUAGAGGGGAAAGGGAGAUAGAAGAAGAUGCAGGAACAUUGAUUUCAUUGAGUGGCCAGACUUCCAGGACUGUUCCGCCUCCUUAUAACCCUGCUUGGGAUAUUUUUCAAAGACACAGUGAAGAAACCAAUAACUCCCAGACUCAGCAACCGGCGCAGAGUUCGCUGAUAGAAGAUAAGACUAGUUUGUGUAGAGGAUAAGCUGUCGAUGUUUCUUGCGACAUUCUAAUAUUGACUUAAUUCGCUGAAGAUCCCUUUAUUUUGGCGACAGUUUGCAUUACGUGAUGUAUCGACUAUCUAUCCUGUUGAACUUCGUUAUUAGGUCGAUGCUAGCUUCAAAUUUUGUAGCCUUUACGCUGCAAGGACUCAUCUGCAAUGAUAUACUAUCAUCAUCACAA
This is a messenger RNA of Serpula lacrymans var. lacrymans S7.9, 686 nucleotides long. RefSeq lists its product as uncharacterized. Bases 34 to 489 code for a protein of 151 amino acids. The record is from RefSeq and is a predicted model, not a curated record. Lineage: Eukaryota; Fungi; Basidiomycota; Agaricomycetes; Boletales; Serpulaceae. The transcript has 3 exons.